UGACUGCUGUGUCUGUGGAUCUGCACUCCAGCACACGUUUCAGGGUUUGGAUCUGGUGUUUAGAGAUGUUUGGCAACAACCAAGGAAACCAGUAUCCCUCAGGCUGUAAUCCUCAGCAGACGCCAGGAGGAUACUUUCCUCAAUAUCCAUCAGGCACUGUCCCACUCCAACCCUACCCUCCUCAGCCUUGUGGUCCACCUGUGUACUAUCCUGCAGCUCCACCUUGUGGAGGGUAUGGACCUGGCUGUGAUCCCGGGCAUGGACAUGGACAUGGACAUGCUCAUGGUCCUGGGCACGGACAUGGACAUGGUCAUGGUCAUGGUCAUGGUCAUGAUCAUGGUCAUGGUCAUGAUCAUGGGCAUGGUCAUGGUCAUGGUCAUGAUCAUGGGCAUGGGCAUGGUCAUGAUCAUGGGCAUGGGCAUGGGCACGGACGCGGUCACUGUCACGGUCGUGGUCGCGGUCGUGGUCGUGGUCAUGGUCAUGGUCAUGGGCACGGACAUCACGGACACGGGCAUGGGCAUGGUCACGGCCAUAGACACAGGCAUGGUCACAUGCAUGGCCAUUGCCACAAGAGAGGAAGGGAGUGUCACGGGGUAAGAUCCAGUUCAUUUAUAGAGCAAUGUCAAAUGCAAAUCAUGGAGUCUCUAUUGUACCUCCCAUACUGUAUCACAGUCAAAUGUCAACAAGUAGCCGAUAACAUUUGUGCACGGGUGCCUCUGUGGACCUGCUCUCCAACGCACGGUAAGUUCACCUCUAAAACUCUCCUGAGGAUCUGCACCUCUAUAAGGAUCUGUAGUUUCAUCAGAGGUUUCAAAAUGUACGGACACAACCAAGGAAACCAGUACCCUCCUGGUUACCCAAACCAUCCUCAGCAGAUGCCAGGGGGAUACCCUCAACAUCCUCCAGGCACUGCACCACCCCAUUGUCCUCCUCAGCCCUACGGUCCACCUGGAGGUCAACAUGGACAUGGACCUGGACCUGGUUAUGGACCUGGACCUGGUUAUGGACCUGGACCUGGUUGUGGUCCUGGCCAUGGACAUGGACAUGAACAUGGGCAUGGACAUGGGCAUGGACAUGGACACGGACAUGGACAGGGCCAUGGACAUGGGCAUAAGCACAAGCAUAAGCAUGGUCACAAGCAUGCCAAGUGUCACAAGAAAGGAAAAGACUGUCAUGGGGCCUCCAGCAGCUCCUGCAGCAGCGACUCUGACUAAAUCAAGAUGCCUGGACAGGAAGAGUAACAACACAAGUUGGCAUCCUCCCACCAUAUUUUCUGAUCAAAAUGUUCUUGCUCAAAUAUUUCUCCAGGUAUAAUUAAAAAAAAAAAAAAAAAAAAGAAUACCUGCAUUUUUCACAAAAAUGUACCUCAAAAUGUAAUCACGGUUUCUGACUCUCUCCUGACAGCUAAUCCAACAUCCAAUGAUACUGGAUAUUUAAAAAUUAUUUUAGCUCAGCCAUGUCAUGAUUUGUUGACAUGGUAUGAUGUAGUAGAAGAGACACAUUAUAGGCAUUAUUGUAUUCGUGAUUGUGUUUGUGAGGAAAAACAAUAAAAAAAAUACUUUCUGUGCAUGUGAAAUGCAAGUAAAGUAACAAUGCAA
Molecule: messenger RNA, 1598 nt
Organism: Epinephelus lanceolatus (giant grouper)
Lineage: Eukaryota; Metazoa; Chordata; Actinopteri; Perciformes; Serranidae
Source: RefSeq, a predicted model, not a curated record